CCGACUUGCUUUACUUUGCUAAUCGCUUUUUCUUUGCAAAUAAAUGUUUUUGUGUACUUAAAAUAACCGCAGGCUCAUCUACACAACCAUGGAGCCUGAUUGCUAUCUUGUGGAAGUGAUCCACUAUCAAAAUCCCCAUUUAAUUUGGGUUCGUAACCCGACGACCGACACCAUGGAACAAGUUGGUGUUUACGGAGUCGUUCCUCUGGAUAAAGAACUGAUGCUGGAUACUCAGGAGAUAGAGAUAAAGCGUAGCAACACUUGGAUGCAGGCGGCUACUGUCGUUAUGAUGAAAGUUUUCUCGGAAGCUACUGCGGUGUGGUUUGAGCCGAUUUAUAUACAUCGAAGAACCUCAAUCUUUGACACCAACAUACAUAAAUAUGGUGAGCUGUUAAUACAGAAAAAUGAUGGAAAGAAAAGAAAACUCUCCGGCUAUCUCACAAAAUCACAAACAGCUCUAUAUGAUGAUGCUGCUUUCCAUCAACAACUAAGUUCAGGGCUCAUACAGACAAAACUGUCAAAAACAGAAACAGAUGAAGUGAUGAAAAUUAUCACUAGCAAACUGAAAGAUUACGAAUCUGUCGUCUCAUUUAAGAAGCAAACUGAGGUAUACCAAGUAGCUAAGAAGUUAGAAGAACUAACUACAGAAAACUUGAACAAACAUAACAGUAGACUAAAUAAGAAUGUCACCAAUAAAGACAUUUUCAAUAUCCUGGACAGGAAGUUUAAAGACUUCCAACUGUGUAAAGAUCUUGACGACGAACCUCAAGGAAGAGCUAGUAAGAAGACCAAAACAUCUGACAGUUCAUCUUCACGUCUUGACAAACUUAAGAGACUUAGUGUCAAAAAUAAUGUUCCCAAAUAUGAUGACUUUAAUGAUGCAAAACCUGAUAAUACACCUCAUGAUGACUAUGAUGAUACUAAAGCUAAUUACAAUCAGAACCAGAGUAAUCAUAGUAAUCAGAGAAAUGUAGCUAAGCCAGGAGUUGCAGCUUAUCAUGAUGACAGUUCUGUGACAAAAGAAGAAGAGAGCAGUGAGAGUUUCCAACCCAGGAGGAAUUUCAAAAACAAGAAAUACAAAUCUUCAAGUAAUAAACCACCUGAAUAUGAUGUGAAAACACAAAUGCGCAUAGCAUAUAGCCCACCAGGGGUAGACAAGAUGAAACUUGCCCUAAAAAUAGUACCAAUCAUACCCAUUGAAGAACAUAAUGAUACUAAAACUCCUUAUUUGCCAACUGUGUCCAAAGAAGAUGAAACAGAUGUGAAGACGCCAAAAGAUGACAUGUAUGGUGAGGUUGAUUCUCGUGUUAACAUUGCUAUUACAAAUAAAGAUACCUUGAAAAAGUACUAUGAUUUAAAUGUCAAUAAACCUGUAGUAGCACACAAAGAUACUUACUAUACAGAUUCCCAUGGAGACAAUUAUAAUAAAAGAUCAACUGUAGAUGCACAAAAACAAAACAAUAAUUUUACCUAUCAUGAUACUGGCAAAGACGAACUUAAAAUUAUAGAACAGAAUAAUGAAGGAAAAGCCAUGUCUGAUGUUUCAACAAGUGAUGGAAGUGCUAAUGUCUUAACAUCCAAACUCCUACAAAAAAGGCUUAAUGCUAUGAAAAUUGUGAAGAAGGAUAGUAGUUCAUCUUCAAAUACCACCAGCAGUACAGAAAACGCGAAAAAAAAUGAAAGCAGUUCACUUAACACAACUAGCAAGGACUCAGAUGAUGAAGAAGUGAAUGAACUCAUUGAAAAAUAUACGGCUACUCUUAAAGCUACUGUUGAAAUUGCAGAAAUGAAAGAUAAGACUGUUGAUGUAGUUGCUAAGAAAAAUAAUGUCAACCCAUUUCAAAAUGUAGAUCCAAACCUAUCUGUGUUUGUAGAUAAAUUGAUAAAACCUGUACUCAUGGUGCAUACUAAAAACAAUUCUCGAAUUGAGCCCAUGGUUGCGUUAAGUGACAUACCGUUUAACACCCAUGUGCAUAAUAUACUUAGGAAUAUGAAUGUUGAACAAGCGAUGACCAUGCAGUCGGUGUCAUGGAUGAGUGUUCUCAGGGGGUACAGCACCUUCCUGAUUGGCCCACAAGCGUGUGGAAAAACCAUGGGAUAUUUACCAUCAAUAUGCCGAUUAAUAUCAGAUUUUGAUAAUGAUAUUGUGAACAGUGUCGGUCCUACUUGCAUCAUAGUGGCAGCCACUGCCCAGUCCGUCUCUGAUAUCGAGUAUAAGUGUAGGAUGCUCCUUGGCACUAAAGAAAAGAUUUUCUCCUGCUACGCUGGUAUGGACUUAUUGAAAAUCACCACAUCUUUGCUAAACGGGUGCAAUCUCUUCAUAUGCACGCCUUGCGUCUUAGUCAGACUGUUACUACAAACAGACUUCGGUUUAGAUCUACGUCGUUUGACCACUUUCGUACUUGACGAUUGCGAGAGACUUGAAGAAGUCUACAAAAAUGAGAUAAAAAUAGCUUUAUCUAAAAUCAAGCACAUGCUGAAAGCAAGAGUCAAUAAAGAGGUGAAAGUCCAGUACAUUCUGGCUUCUAGAGUGUGGUGUGAUUUUAUGGAGCCACUGGCCAAGAAAGCACCAAACACAGUAAUUUGCAUAGGCGCCUUCCAAGAGUGUGUACUUUACUCCAAAGCCAACACUACUGUUGAUUUUGUAAAACCUGAAAACAAAAUCGCCAAAGUGCUGGAUUUUGUGCAAAAAAUGGAAAAAAAGAAAACUAUUGUAGUCUGUCGGACAGACGAAGAAGUAACUGAACUCGUAAAGAUUUUAAAAGAAAAACAUCCAGUGGUGUACGCUUGCAAUAAUGAAAUGACGGUUGAAGAGCUGAGGAAUUUUAAUCUGACAUGGGACCAAUAUGCCGAUCCUACCAUUGGUCCUAUUCUCGUUUGUUGCGAUGGGAACUUGAGUCAUAUGAACAUCACUGAUGCUCACAACCUGGUCCAUUAUUCUAUGCCAGAACUGUUCUCUAGGUUCUGCAAGCGCUUUUCUGUGCUAAACGACCAUUACCCUUCUAUAUUUAAAGAGGAAAAUGAAGGUGUGGCUAUAAGAAUCAUACUAGAAAAGAGUAAUGCAGAACAACUUCCGAAAAUCUGCAACUUCAUCAAACGAUGCACCAAAGAAUUCCCUCAAGAUCUGGAUGUCAUCUGCAAAGAAAUUUUGCACAGAAAAGACAUGGCUAAAGCUGCAAAGCUUGUGCCCAUCUGUGGAAAUAUCCUGACAUUGGGAGAUUGCCCUGACUUCUGGUAUUGCAGAGAAAGACACACGAGUUCGCAAACUCAUGAUGAGCCUGUGGAAUGGAUGCCGACUGAAGGUGUGAUCACUUUUAGGAUUUUGCACUACCAGAGCGCAGUUACGUACUCUAUUCGUUUACUGUCCAACGUAAAGAAAGGAGGCACCAAAAAGUACCCUCAAACCUUCAAUACACUCGCCUUUAAGAUGGGAACAUACUUUAGCCAGGAAAGUAAUAAGAAACUUCUUGGCGUUCCAAAGAUAGGCGAUAUCUGCGCAGUGGCUAUAAACCAAGACUUCUACGUGAGAUGCCAAGUCGUCGACAUAAUAAAUAAUUACAGAAACGGUCUGCCAAACCACGUAUUAAUAAAACUCAUUGAUGAAGAAAAGCUGGAGACCGCGCGGGAUAUCUACCUGUACCAUCUACCGAAAGAAUUUAGGGACGUUGAAACUUAUGUCGCUCAAGUGAGCUUAGCAGGCGUCCUACCAAAAGACAAAGACAUAACGUUUUCUGAACUGGCUAAAAACCAUAUCAAGAAAGGCUUGGAAAACAAUGAAACCUUGUACAUGAGAGGCAAGAUUGUCCUGACAAUCGGGAACCGGAUAUUCGUCGACAACAUUGAUGUGUGUCAAGACUUGACGUCUAUGAACGAGGUGGUGGUCAAAAACAACUUCAAAGAAAUGUUGUCGGCGCAUUCGGAACCGUUCCCUGAUCAUAUUAAGAAAAUAAAGAGCCGCCUGUUUGCCGAAGAAGAAGUGAUUACAGAGACCACAGAUUUUGAACAAGUUGAAGAGAUAAAGCCAGUAAAAGAACUGCCUAAAGUGCAGUGGGCGCAUUUGAAUCGCGAUGACCUAUCGUUGGUCUAUUUUACAUCAGCUGUUGAUCCCAGCACGUUUUUCGUCCGUUUGGUCAAAUUUACAGACACCAUGGAAUCCCUUUGCAAAGAUAUCAAAAGGUACACAGAAGGUAACCCUGAGCCACUGAGAAAAGUCAAGGAGAAAGACAUAGUUUUGGCUAAAUUUCCGGACAAUAAAUGCUACGAGCGAGCUCGAGUAGACUUUGUUGAAGACAGUAAAGCGAAAUGCUUUUUCGUCGACUAUGGAGACUGGAGGGAUGUGCCUUUAAAAGAUUUGACGGAAAUCCCUGACAAAUUCGUACUUCGUUUGCCUUUCCAAGCGAUAGAAUGCAGACUACUGGGUGUGAGACCUGUGGGCGAUGCAUGGUCAGACUUUAGCACCAACUGGCUUUGCGACCGAUGUGACGUGGGACGACCAAGACUUAAAAGUCUUUACGUUAAAUACUACUCGACUGACAAAGCCAAAUUCACCGGAGGAAACAAAUAUGCAGUAGCAUUAAUAGAUACCAACGGUGACAGUGACGUUGUAUAUAAUACGCAGAUGAUCAAUCUUAACUUAGCGGCUCCAGAUGAGGAAGAGAUCGAGAUACUCAAUAGCAUGAAUUUCGUAAGACCUGAGGAGAAAAAAGAAUCUCGUGAUGAAGACUGGAGUAACGAUGCUUACGAUAAAACUAAAGAUUCUAAUGGACCAAUCCGGUCGGUGCCUUUAGUAGAAGAUAGUGACACUGACAGUGAUAGAUGGAGCGUAAACAUGCCAGAUGAGAUUGUUAACACUUUCAAACCUGAUGCAAGAUCUAUAGAAAUGCCCAAAAUAAAAUCAGACGCGUCUUCAAUAGCCAGUUCCAACAGAAUCGACAAUGAUUCUGUCACAAGCGAAUAUGAAGUUGUGAAAAAGCCACAAAUUAGAGAAUUAGAUUCUGACGAUCUGUCUACUUCUGAAAGCGCAAGCGUAACUGAGAAGUCAGAAUUAAUUAAAGAAGUAAACGAGGGUAGAAAACCAAAAUUACUGUGGAGACAAAAUAAAACGACAGUCACAGUGAAAAUAAUGAUAGUAGGAGCCGAAAGUUACGAAUUGAAAAUAAAAGAAAGAGAAUUACAUUUCUCAGCAGACAUUUAUGACACAAUGUACAAUUUCAAUAUAAGUUUAUAUGGUAUCGUUGAUAAAAAUAAGUCUUCACAUGCUUAUAAAGGGCAGUACAUACUUGUGAAACUUUUUAAGGUUAUGCAAAAGAACUGGUUGACCUUGAGUAAAAAUGAUUCUUUAGCGAAGUGGAUUGUCUAUGACCACGAUUCCAUAGACACUUCUUCAGAAGAGGAGGAUGCGUUAGACGAUUCUAGGGCGAAGGUUAUAAAGAAUAAUUACCGUCAAGACGAUUCGGAUAGCGAUUCGUUUUGCGAUGAUGUUAGUAUGAAUUAUCCUAGUUAGAGGGUAGAUGUAAAUGUAACUGUUUGCUUCAAGUUGCCUUUCGACGACCGUCAAGUCACAACCUAUGUACAGUCAACCAAGCUAAAUCCUGGGUCACUGUAGAACCUUUUCAC
Molecule: messenger RNA, 5616 nt
Organism: Leguminivora glycinivorella
Lineage: Eukaryota; Metazoa; Arthropoda; Insecta; Lepidoptera; Tortricidae
Gene: TDRD12
Product: putative ATP-dependent RNA helicase TDRD12
Biological process (GO): germ-line stem cell division; transposable element silencing
Molecular function (GO): ATP binding; nucleic acid binding
Source: RefSeq, a predicted model, not a curated record